AUGCCUGAAUCACAGUCGCCCAGUACGGCGGCACCUUCAAGCGGCAAGCCCGAUACAGGCUAUAUCCCUGGAGACGACACAUGGUCGCAGUUCCGCAACAUCUACCGCAUCUUAACGGGCAAAAUGACCUCCGAGGGCAUUGAGCAAUUCCGAGUCGCGCGGGACGAUCGAAACGAAGCAGAGGAUUGCAAGCGAUGUGAAGAGCAGCGUGACUUCCUGCUUCAAUACAGCCCCAUCGUCCGUUACCUCAGUGAUAACAUCAAGCAAUUAGGAGGUGAUCUCCAUAGCCACAAUAUCUACUGCCGCCGAUGCACAGACCGAAAAGGAGGAGGCUUUGAUCCUGAGUAUGGUAUCUUGAUCUGUGCCAAUGAAAUGAAGGACCAAGGACACCUGGAGGAUACCAUGGCUCACGAAAUGGUGCAUGCCUACGACCACCUGCGAUUUAAAGUGGAUUGGACCAAUAAUCUCAGACACGCCGCUUGCACAGAGAUUCGGGCCAGUUCGCUCAGCGGCGAGUGUAGAUGGUCAAGAGAGUUCUUCCGGCGAGGCCAGUGGAAGCUGACCCAGCAACAUCAGGAGUGUGUUCGCAGGAGAGCGAUUCUGUCAGUCAAGGCCCGUCCAACGUGCCGUGACGAAGAGCAUGCCACGCAGGUUGUGAAUGAAGUCUGGGGCAGUUGCUUCCGGGAUACGCGACCUUUCGACGAGAUUUAUCGAUAA
Messenger RNA from Penicillium chermesinum, 717 nucleotides. RefSeq names its product mitochondrial inner membrane protease ATP23. The record is from RefSeq and is a predicted model, not a curated record. The transcript has 3 exons. Lineage: Eukaryota; Fungi; Ascomycota; Eurotiomycetes; Eurotiales; Aspergillaceae. Gene Ontology annotation, biological process: mitochondrial proton-transporting ATP synthase complex assembly; mitochondrial protein processing. Gene Ontology annotation, molecular function: metalloendopeptidase activity. The coding region runs from base 1 to 717 and encodes 238 amino acids. Gene Ontology annotation, cellular component: extrinsic component of mitochondrial inner membrane.